AUGGACUUGUUGACUACUUUGGAUGAAGAAACUUUGGCGCUGAUCUUACGGCUCCAGAUCGACGACAGUGUCGAGCUUUGCCCUUUGGCAGAAGCCAAGGGCAAGGGACGUGAAGGAGACUUAUCGGACUCUCAAUUGGCCUUCAAGGUCUACAGAGAGGAUCUGGAACGCAAUGCAGUUAUGUUAAAGGACCGCGUCAUUACGAAGAGCAUCGCUCGUGCAUGCCAGACUGAUGGCAACAUUCUCACCGCUUCCCUUGCCCAGGAACAGACAGCCAGUUCUGACAGAGAAACUGCUUGUAGGCUUGGUGGUACUCAGCUGCCAGUACCAGUCGAGCCGUGGACCGUAUCUUCGGAAUUCCUGGACGAUGAGAUCUUAGGAAAGCUCUCUGCCUUAUAUGUCACCAGUCCUCUUGAAGACCCUGUCUCCGAAGAUGAUACCCUGGAGCUAAUUGUUGGAGCAGAGUCUUCUGGGUGGGCUACCUCGAGGAGGCAAACAAAGCGAUCUAGACGACAAUGUACCGCCUGUCAAGACACAUUCAUCUUCUGCGAACUGGGGCGUGCUUCUUGUGGUCACGAGUACUGCCGUGGUUGUCUCCAUGAGCUAUUUUCAGCUUCUAUAACAGAUGACUCGCUCUUUCCUCCUCGAUGCUGCCGCCAGCCAAUUACUUGCGGGGGUGGCAUGCGCCUGUUCCUAACGACAGACCUCGUUCGACAAUACGAGGCGAAGAAGGUUGAGUUCGAGACUGCGGACCGGACAUACUGUUCGAACACUACAUGUUCAAUCUUCAUUCGUAUAGAACAUAUCGCCAAAGAGAAAGCCUAUUGUCCUGAAUGUAGUACCUUGACCUGUGUUAUCUGCAAGUCCGGAUCCCAUCUUGGGGACUGCCCAGAAGACACUGCACUCCAGCAAGUCCUAGAAACAGCACAAGAAAACGGAUGGCAGAGAUGCUUUAACUGUCGUCGUCUAGUAGAACUAGAAAUCGGUUGUAAUCAUAUGACUUGUACCUGCGGAGCACAAUUUUGUUAUUUGUGUGGAGAAAAGUGGAAAACCUGUGGAUGCUCACAGUGGGAUGAGAAUCGUCUGCUCGCUCGGGCUAAUCAAGUGGUUGCACGCCAACCUGCUGCACCUGUUCCGCAACAAGCAGCGCGCCUUGCAGCCGUCGUGCAAGAUCUCAGGCAUAGACACAACUGUGACCAUGAAAGCUGGAGAUAUGUUGGUGGGCAACACCAAUGUGAGCAAUGUCUACACACGCUACCAUCGUACAUCUUCGAGUGUCGGCAAUGCCAUAUGCAGGCAUGCAAUAGGUGCAGGAGGAAUAGACUAUGAGCUCUUCACUUGAAUUGCUCUCAAAAAUGACAUCCUUUUAGAUAGUACCAUCGG
This is a messenger RNA of Mollisia scopiformis, 1383 nucleotides long. RefSeq lists its product as uncharacterized. Gene Ontology annotation, molecular function: ubiquitin protein ligase activity; zinc ion binding; ubiquitin conjugating enzyme binding. NCBI's taxonomy places the organism in Eukaryota, Fungi, Ascomycota, Leotiomycetes, Helotiales, Mollisiaceae. Bases 1 to 1329 code for a protein of 442 amino acids. Gene Ontology annotation, cellular component: cytoplasm; ubiquitin ligase complex. The transcript is spliced from 3 exons. Gene Ontology annotation, biological process: protein polyubiquitination; positive regulation of proteasomal ubiquitin-dependent protein catabolic process; ubiquitin-dependent protein catabolic process. The record is from RefSeq and is a predicted model, not a curated record.